Molecule: messenger RNA, 3324 nt
Organism: Physeter macrocephalus (sperm whale)
Lineage: Eukaryota; Metazoa; Chordata; Mammalia; Artiodactyla; Physeteridae
Gene: CTSS
Product: cathepsin S
Exons: 10
Coding region: 223-1311 (362 amino acids)
Biological process (GO): positive regulation of peptidase activity; immune response; positive regulation of apoptotic signaling pathway
Cellular component (GO): lysosome
Molecular function (GO): cysteine-type endopeptidase activator activity involved in apoptotic process; cysteine-type endopeptidase activity
Source: RefSeq, a predicted model, not a curated record
UCUUCCCGGACCGGGGCACGAACCCGUGUCCCCUGCAUCGGCAGGCGGACUCUCAACCACUGCGCCACCAGGGAAGCCCUCUCUGUUCCUUUUGCAAACAACUUUAAUGAAGGUGUUAAAGCUCUACACCCCAGGACAGUUUAUCCUAAGGGUCACUUUAACUGAAGUCUCUUUGCUGCCUUUGAAAUCUUUGGAGAGAGCCCACCAUCAAGCAUUCUUAGUAUGGGAGUACCGGCUGGUUCUAUCAUGUUGUGGAUAGACCAGUUAAGAGGAGCUCGUGUAUUCAAAAAUUAUGAAGAUAAACUGAUUUUUCAAAGAAUGAAGUGGCUGGUGUGGGUGCUCCUGCUGUGCUCCUCUGUGAUGGCACAACAGCACAGAGAUUCCACUCUGGAUCAUCACUGGGAUCUCUGGAAGAAAACCUAUAGGAAACAAUACAAGGAACAGAAUGAGGAAGUAGCACGGCGUCUCAUCUGGGAAAAGAAUCUAAAAACUGUGAUGCUUCACAAUCUGGAGCAUUCAAUGGGAAUGCAUUCAUAUGAUCUAGGCAUGAACCACCUGGGAGACAUGACCAGUGAAGAAGUGAUAUCUUUGAUGAGUUCCCUGAGAGUUCCCAGCCAAUGGCAGAGAAAUGUCACUUACAAGUCAAACCCUAAUCAGAAAUUGCCUGAUUCUCUGGACUGGAGAGAGAAGGGGUGUGUUACUGAAGUGAAAUACCAGGGCUCUUGUGGUGCUUGUUGGGCUUUCAGUGCUGUGGGAGCCCUGGAAGCCCAAGUGAAGCUGAAAACAGGAAAGCUGGUGUCUCUGAGUGCACAGAACCUGGUGGAUUGCUCAACUGAAAAAUAUGGGAACAAAGGCUGCAAUGGUGGCUUCAUGACAGAGGCUUUCCAAUAUAUCAUUGAUAACAACGGCAUCGAUUCAGAAGCUUCCUAUCCCUACAAAGCCAUGGAUGAAAAGUGCCAGUAUGAUGCAAAAAAUCGAGCUGCCACGUGUUCAAGGUAUAUUGAACUUCCCUUCGGCAGUGAAGAUGCCUUAAAAGAAGCUGUGGCCAACAAAGGACCUGUGUCUGUUGCUAUAGAUGCACGCCAUUCUUUCUUCUUCUACAGAAGUGGUGUCUACUAUGACCCCUUGUGUACUCAGACUGUGAAUCAUGGUGUACUGGUGAUUGGCUAUGGUAACCUUAAUGGGAGAGACUACUGGCUUGUGAAAAACAGCUGGGGCCUCAACUUUGGUGACAAAGGAUAUAUACGGAUGGCAAGAAAUAGUGGAAAUCACUGUGGGAUUGCUAGUUAUCCCUCUUAUCCAGAAAUCUAGAGGACCUCUUUGUUGUAUAACAAUUCAAGAAAGAAGAAACACUUUCUCACAAUUUAAUUUUACCUGCUGUAACCAGUAGAAAUGUGUGUCAUGAUCAAUGUAUAUUUACUGUACUAACAGAAAAUAUAGUUUGAUUCAUCUACUUUUUUUUUUUUUUUUUUUUUGCGGUACACGCGCCUCUCACUGUUGUGGCCUCUCCCGUUGCGGAGCACAGGCUCCAGACGUGCAGGCUCAGCGGCCAUGGCUCGCGGGCCUAGCCACUCUGCGGCAUGUGGGAUCCUCCCGGACCAGGGCACGAACCCAUAUCCCUUGCAUCGGCAGGCGGACUCUCAACCACUGCGCCACCAGGGAAGCCCCAUCUACUUUUUUAACUUUGUAGAUCUUGGGGAAAAAUUUGCUAAGUAAAUUAAAAAUGUACUAUAGAUAUAACUAUGAAAAUUGGUCAACCUGAGAUAAUCUGUCAUGUUUGUCAUUGUCUUAUUUUAUUUGUCCUUUUAAGUCCCCUGAUAUCCUACUGAACCUCGAUGGCAUAUAGAUGCUUAAUAAAUAACUGCCUUUUCAACUUUGUAUCAUUACCAUGAGGCAGGAGACAGAUGGGCCCCCAGGGCAAAUGGUUUGAGUUCUUUCCUUUUGGACUGAUACUCCGACAUGGGAAUAACAGGACAAUUGAGAGAGGAGGCUGGGCCCUGCCCAGAUAGAAGAUAAGAGACCACAUAUUUCUCAUUCCUGAAGUCAGGAGACCUCCUGGACGACAAAUGCGCAGAAAGCCUCCUUGGAGGUCAAAAGGAGAGUGAUGCCAAGUGGCUAAAUCUACCCAUAGGCCUCUUCAGUAGAAUCCAUCUUGGCUAAGAGAUGUGCAUGCACACAUGAGAAAAUCCUGAGCUAUACCAAAUUCAGACUUUGAACCAGGCAAAUCAAAAUGAUUGGCCAAAGAAAACCUGGAAAAAAUGCCCCAUAUAAGUGAUUUAAACUGCCACCAGGGCACGACUCUUUCUGAGCCCACUCGUGUGUCUCUCCACACGUACUGCACUUCUUUCUGCAAAUAAAUACUUGUUUCACUACUUUACAUUUUUGUGGGAAUUCUUGUUCUGCAAAGCCACAGGGCCCGGGCCUUUCACUGACCACUGAUCUAAUGCCUAGGAUUCAGUGCUCUCACCGCCGCAACACGACCUCAAUCACUGGCCGGGAACCAAAACCCUGCUUCAAGCCGCUGCAGGCCGAGGCCACCCAAAAUCAACCACAUACCAUUCUUUUCUUUUUCUUAGGUAACUAUUAUAAUCUAUCAUGAGAAUAUAAAUUGUAGUAUGCUGGUGAUAUGCUAUGACAACUUUUUUUUUAAUAGAUCUUUAAUGGAGUAUAAUUGCUUCACAGUACUGUGUUAGUUUCUGUUGUACACCAAAAUGAAUCAGCCAUAUGCAUACAUAUGUCCCCAUAUUCCCACUCUCUUGAACCUCCCUUCCACCCUCCCUAUCCCACCCCUCUAGGACAUCGCAAAGCACUGAGCUGAUCUCCCUGUGCUAUGCUGCUUCUUCCCACUAGCUAACUAUUUUAUAUUUGGUAGUGCAUAUAUGUCGAUGCUACUCUCACUUCACCCCAGCUUCCCCCUCCCACCCCGUGUCCUCAAGUCCAUUAUCUAUGUCUACAUCUUUAUUCCUGCCCUACAACUAGGUUCAUAAGUACCAUUCUUAAAAAUAUUCCAUAUAUAUGCAUUAGCAUAUGGUAUUUGUUUUUCUCUUUCUGACUUACUUCACUCUGUAUGACAGACUCUAGGUCCAUCCACCUCACUACAAAUAACUCAAUUUCAUUUCUUUUUAUGGCUGAGUAAUAUUCCAUUGUAUAUAUGUGCCACAUCUUCUUUAUCCAUUCAUCUGUUGAUGGACACUUAGUUUGGUUCCAUGUCCUGGCUAUUGUAAAUAGUGCUGCAAUGAACAUUGGGGUGCAUGUGUCUUUUUGAAUUAUGGUUUUCUCUGGGUAUAUGCCCAGUAGUGGGAUUGCUGGGUCAUAUGGUAGUUC